Corythoichthys intestinalis (scribbled pipefish) is the source of this 2516-nucleotide messenger RNA. It is a transcript of the gene kifc1, whose product is annotated as kinesin family member C1. Gene Ontology annotation, molecular function: microtubule binding; microtubule motor activity; ATP binding. The transcript has 17 exons. The coding region runs from base 494 to 2344 and encodes 616 amino acids. The record is from RefSeq and is a predicted model, not a curated record. Gene Ontology annotation, biological process: microtubule-based movement. NCBI's taxonomy places the organism in Eukaryota, Metazoa, Chordata, Actinopteri, Syngnathiformes, Syngnathidae.
AAUAAAAACAUUUUCAUUCUUGUGUUUUUUAUAAAAACCAAAAAAUUACAAUUUUUUUUUACGUCUUAUUCAGUGUCUCAUUGACACGGUACGUUUUGUGUUUGACUGCUCACGAGAACAUUGGGCGGUGCUUGCUGGUCGACGAACACUUUUUGACAAAUUAGGAUGGAGACUCAAUUAAUGCGCUAAAAUAAUAACGACACGUUAAAUUUGCGGUAUUUUAGAAGAAAUUCUGGCACUAUGCGCGAAAACAUGAAAACGACCAGGCGGGUUGGUUUGGUUAUGAGAAGUCUUGUUACCGCCCGCGCGGGUAAUUCCAUACAUAAAAAUGAGCCUAUGUGAAGACUGAAUGUGGGCGGGGUCUUACUUUAGCUCAGCCAAUCAAAAUACCCGGUCUGGAGCGCCCAUCAACGGUUGCAGUUCAAAUUUUAAAACGCCUUCGACGCCAACUUGAAGAAACACGGAUAGAUAUCGACUCAACCAAAAAGGAUUAAUGUCCCGUUUGCCAGUCAUGUCGAAGAGGGUGCUAGGAAGCGUAGAGAACGCUCGCGACCUGCAGCCUGCUCAGAAGAAGGCCCGCAAGGAGCCAGAAGUCAUCCCAAAGCGAGCUGCUGCCACCGUCGUGGGCACCAGGCGGGCACCCGUUGCAGCAACCAGGGCAUCAAUUUCUAGGCCGACUAGAGUUGCAGGCACUGCGACCGUGGCCGCCGCCCCCUCCAGAGGUGUCUUUAAAGCUCCUGUGGCAUCCACCACAGCAAAAGGAGGCAAAAUGACGGUGGGAGUGGCUGCCACGGACCCAAAAGCAGGCACUGGCGGCGGACCCACCCGUAGGCAACCUUGGGACAUGAGAGGGAAAGUUAGCGACAUGAAAGGGAAGCUCCAGGACUAUCAGAUCAAGAUGAAAACUGUCAACCAGGAAAGAGAUGUCCUGAAAAGCUCCCUUGCUGAUUUCCAAUCUAGGAAGGCUAAGAUUGAGCGGGAUCUCGGCGAGUGCCGGGAAAGACUCCAGGUCCUCGUUGGUGUUGAGGAAGAGUUGGCGAGGGUCUCCAGUGAGAAGAAAACCCUGGAGACCGAGCACAAAAAUCUGGAAGACAAACACAGGGUCCUGCAGACACUGUGGGACAGUCAGAAGGUGGAGCUUGAAACCGUCAAGAUGCAGCUGUCAGUGCAAGAUUCAAGCCUGCGAGCAGCCAAUGAGGAGCUGGGCUUCCUCAGGGAAACGACGGCACGGCAGAAAGACAAGCUACACUCAGCUGAGAUGGAGCGACGGCAGCUCCACAAUACCAUUCAGGAGCUCAAAGGAAACAUCAGGGUCUUUUGCCGGGUGCGUCCCCUGGUUAACGGGGGGCUCGGAAACCACAUUCAGCUCCCCGCUGAAGACAAGAAGGAAAUAAAGCUAGCUAAAACGGAAGAGUCUCAUACUGGCAAGAGUGCCGACACGCAGAAAAACUAUAGCUUCAGUUUCGACCAUGUCUUUGGCCCAGACGCAACCCAAGAGGAGAUAUUUGAGGAGAUCUCCCUACUGGUGCAGUCGGCACUGGAUGGAUACAACGUGUGCUGCUUCGCCUAUGGCCAGACGGGGAGUGGCAAAACAUACACCAUGGAGGGAGCCGUAGAUUGCGACGAGAACCUCCGUGGUGUCAUUCCCCGAGCUGUGGAGCAGAUUUUUCGGGCUUCCCAGAAGCUUGCGGAACAAGGCUGGGAGUUUUCCUUCACGGCCAGCUUUGUGGAGAUUUAUAACGAGUGCCUCCGUGACCUGCUGUACAAGGGCAAGGCCGGCAACAGACCCGAACAUGAAAUACGCAUGUCUACAAGCAAUCAGCCGAGUAUCACCAAUCUCACAUACCAAAAAGUCACCAGUGAAGACCAGGUCCUACGCUUGAUCGCCUUGGCCAAUCAAAAUCGCUCCACAGCCCAGACGUCCCAAAACGACCGAUCAUCCCGCUCGCAUUCCGUUUUCCAGUUGAACAUCGAAGGGGUGAACACCGGCAGGGAUGUCAAAUGCAGUUCUACCCUGUGCUUGGUGGACCUGGCUGGAAGUGAGCGCAUGGUGAAGAGCCAAUCUCAGGGCGAACGCUUUAAAGAGAUGAAAGCAAUCAAUGGCUCAUUGACCAACCUGGGCAUUGUUAUCACUGCACUGGCCUCCAAGGAUAGCCACAUUCCUUACAGGAACUCAAAGCUAACCUACAUGUUGCAGCCUUGCCUGGGCGGGAACAGCAAAACCUUGAUGUUUAUCAACAUUGCACCUGAGCCGGACAGCUUUGGCGAGACUCUCAAUUCACUGAGAUUUGCCAGCAAGGUAAACAACUGUGUCAUCGGCACGGCCAGCGCCAACAGGAAAUAGAUUCUUAAAAGAAUUCUGCCAUGACCAUUCCCUUUUAUAUAUAGCUAAGGUUUUGUAACCAGCUGUAAUUGACAGCGGUACACUGCCAAUAAUUUCAAGACUACAAUCAACCUGGUGAAAUAUGCCUUUGUUCUAAUAAAAUUAUUUCUCUCAGUGGUUUUCAUUUAUUUUA